AAAAGUUUAGGUGCCCACUAGGGUGGGGAACUAACAUUUUGGUCCACCGGUGCACCAGGGGGAUAUUUUAGACUUUUCCCCUUCCUUUCCUUCUCCCUUCCACUCUACCCUGAGUACUCUCCCUCACUGCCUCCCAGAACAUCACCUACUGUCAGAAAGAGGCACGGCGGCUCCGGUCACCGGAGCUCCGAGUUACUGCCACCCACUCGAUCACAGGAGCUCCAAGCCGACGAUUAUGGGAAAACACCAUAGCCAGUCCUUUCUCCUACGCUUCUUCCUCUUCUCCCUCACGUCCCAGAAAAUCAAAGCCAAUGUUGCGAUUGAGAUGAAGAGGGUCUGGGUUUCUGAUUUUCAGAGGGGUUAGAUUUCUGAAAUUGCGAAGAAGAAACAGAUUUGAGAACAUCAAAACUGAUUCUCACUCAGAUCUAGGGUUUCUCUACCACCAAGCAAGGGAUACUAUGAAGAUUGUGUUUCAGAUCUGGGUUUUAUGGUGUCGGAGAUGUCAUCGGAGAUGGAGAUGCGGCGGCGGACAUGCAUCCCAACUGUUGGUUGCAAGGGUUUGCAGAUCUGGAAUUUUUCCAUUGAUGUUCAUGAAUGCAGACUUCUGGGUUUCUAACUCAUGGGUCUUACAAAUAUGUAUUUGGCUUCCAAAUCUCUAUUUGAUCAACAAUAAAUAAUAAAUUCUCUUGAUUUUCAUUUGUUGAUAAAAGGAUAUGACAGUGGGAUAAUGCUUUUUCUUCACACGGCAGGUUAAAAUCUUGCCAAAUUCAAUGAUGGGUGGGGUAGGAUGCAUAUGCAUCAUGCAAUUGAAUAAGGAAACAGUGGCAUCAUCAGCGUCGUGAAUGGAUAAAGAGACAGCAUACCUUGUUCGAUGAAACAACAAUCGGAGAUUUAACGGAUUUUUUAGGUGGCGAUGGAAGCUUGCUGGAGAACUUUUUGUUACAUUGGAUUCCAACAUGAACUAGGAAGAAGGUGAAGAUGCUUCUGAACGAACGAGUAGUGAAGAACAUGAAGAAAGAAGAGGGGUUUCAAUUUCCAUUUUUACCCUUUUAAUUAUCAUCGAAUCCUAACCGUUCAGUUAAAGAAUAUUCCAAGAUUCUUAGAUCUAAUGGUGUUUGACCCCUGGUUCACCGGUGGACUAAAAAAAAGGUUACCCACCCUAGUGGGCACCAAAAGUUUACAGUAGUAUUGUACAGAAGCAGAAGAGAUCGAUGAGUCCAAACUCACAUGCUUAAUUUUUCACUUCGCGGCGUGUUUUUGUUUUAGCUUCAGCUUCUUCUUCAACUCACAGAACUAGUUUCGCAGUUCACUUCUCAAUUUCAUCUUCACCAUCAUCACUCACUCACUCACUCACUGCAUCGAUCAUCAUCACAAGAUGGCAGCAGCAUCAGCACAAGAAGAAGUGGAGAAUAAGCAGGUGAUAUUGAAAGGCUACAUCGAUGGAAUUCCACAAGAAACUGACAUGGAACUCAAAGUUUCCAAAAUUCACCUUACCCUUCCUCCCUCUGAAUCAGGAUCAGCUAUUCUCGUCAAGAAUCUGUAUCUCUCUUGUGACCCUUACAUGCGUGGUCGAAUGCGUGACUUCCAUGGAUCUUACAUCCCCCCCUUCGUUCCUUCUCAGGCGCUUGAAGGAUUUGGUGUGUCCAAAGUUAUACUGUCGGAUAAUCCAAGUUUCAAAGCUGGUGAUUUCAUUUCUGGGUUUACUGGCUGGGAGGAAUAUAGCAUCAUCCAUAAGACAGAGCAGUUGAGGAAAAUUGAGCUUGAUGAUCAAAUUCCUCUCUCCUACCAUCUUGGUCUCCUUGGAAUGCCAGGUUUUACUGCUUAUGCAGGAUUUUAUGAAGUCUGCACCCCAAGCAAAGGAGAAUAUGUGUUUGUAUCUGCUGCAUCAGGUGCUGUAGGUCAGCUUGUAGGUCAACUUGCUAAAUUGCAUGGGUGCUAUGUAGUUGGAAGUGCUGGCUCCAAGGAAAAGGUUGACCUUCUAAAGAAUAGGCUUGGAUUUGAUGAAGCUUUUAACUACAAGGAAGAAGCAAACUUGGAUGCAGCUCUAAAAAGGUAUUUUCCGCAAGGCAUCGACAUUUACUUCGACAACGUGGGUGGCGACAUGCUUGAUGCUGCACUCCUUAACAUGAGGAUUCAUGGCAGGGUUGCAGUUUGUGGAAUGGUGUCUCAGAACAGCCUUUCUAAUCCCCAAGGGAUAUACAACUUAUCCAAUCUCAUAAUAAGGCGCAUCAAAAUGCAGGGUUUUCUGCAACAUGAUUACUUGCACUUAUAUCCUCAGUUUUUGGAGCUUGUUUCAAGUUAUUACAAGCAAGGAAAGAUUGUGUAUAUUGAAGACAUGAAUGAAGGCUUGGAAAGUGCUCCAGCUGCUUUGGCUGGGCUUUUCCUUGGCAAGAAUGUUGGUAAGCAAGUAAUUCGGGUUGCCCAUGAAUGAUUCUUUUGUUUCUUGGAAGAAGCUCACCAGGCGCGUGUUUGGAUCAAUGCUUGUGAGAAUGAAUAUUGGAUAGAAUUGGUUUUGUUAUAAUUGAUUAUGAUAAAAGUGAGUUAAUGUGAAUUGAAAGUGAAGUGAUUUAUCUUUAGAUACUUUAUGGGAAAGUGAUUUUUGUUGAGUAAUUAUGUGAAAUCUAGUUAUGGAAUCUCACAAUUGAUUAUUUACUA
Lotus japonicus is the source of this 2655-nucleotide messenger RNA. RefSeq names its product 2-alkenal reductase (NADP(+)-dependent)-like. The transcript has 6 exons. The coding region runs from base 1376 to 2431 and encodes 351 amino acids. The record is from RefSeq and is a predicted model, not a curated record. NCBI's taxonomy places the organism in Eukaryota, Viridiplantae, Streptophyta, Magnoliopsida, Fabales, Fabaceae. Gene Ontology annotation, molecular function: oxidoreductase activity, acting on the CH-CH group of donors, NAD or NADP as acceptor.